This is a messenger RNA of Anguilla anguilla (European eel), 1722 nucleotides long. Its product is annotated as V-type proton ATPase 16 kDa proteolipid subunit-like. Bases 184 to 645 code for a protein of 153 amino acids. The transcript is spliced from 3 exons. Gene Ontology annotation, molecular function: proton-transporting ATPase activity, rotational mechanism. Gene Ontology annotation, cellular component: proton-transporting V-type ATPase, V0 domain. Gene Ontology annotation, biological process: proton transmembrane transport. The record is from RefSeq and is a predicted model, not a curated record. Lineage: Eukaryota; Metazoa; Chordata; Actinopteri; Anguilliformes; Anguillidae.
UCCACUGCUGCGCCGGUGUACAUCAUAGGGCAAAUUCGUGACUCCUUCCUGCAGUCCGUUCUCCUUCAUUCGUUAAUAUACAGCUAAUUAUUGUAAUCCUUAUUUAGUUGAAAAGUAACGAUUUAAAGCGAAGCGACUGCAACAGUUGUUAUUCUAUUUUGUUGUUCCUGUGAGCGAGCAAGAAUGUCAACCGAAGUCCCCGAGUACUCCCCAUUCUUCGCAGUGAUGGGUGCAUCUGCGGCGAUGGUCUUCAGCGCUUUGGGCGCGGCGUACGGGACGGCCAAGAGCGGCACGGGCAUCGCCGCCAUGUCGGUGAUGAGGCCGGAGCUGAUCAUGAAGUCCAUCAUCCCCGUGGUCAUGGCGGGCAUCAUCGCCAUCUACGGGCUGGUGGUGGCGGUGCUGAUCGCCAACAACAUCAACGAUAAAGUCCCGCUCUACAAGAGCUUCCUGCACCUGGGGGCGGGGCUGAGCGUGGGUCUGAGCGGGCUGGCGGCGGGCUUCGCCAUCGGGAUCGUGGGCGACGCCGGCGUCCGGGGCACGGCACAGCAGCCCCGGCUAUUCGUGGGCAUGAUCCUCAUCCUCAUCUUCGCCGAGGUCCUGGGGCUCUACGGCCUCAUCGUGGCCCUCAUCCUGUCCACGAAAUAAAGGGGGGGGGGAGGGGGGCGGGGCACCCGCCCGCCUGCCGAAACGGAGGAAACUCAAAAAACAACAAAAACGACGAAAAAAAAAAAGUAAAAACUAAAAAAGUUAAAAACAAACAAAAAAAAAAAGAUUAAAUAAAAUCACGCCGUAAUUAUGGUCUUAUCUCCAAAACGUGUACAGUCGUCUCAGUUUGGUAGUCGACCUCUUGUAAAUGAGCAAUGUACGUUAGUGAGUCGUCCGUCGUGUGUACGUUUAGAUAUACAAACAAACAAGGUUUCCAGUCCUUUUUUUCGUGUGUCAUCGGUCUCCCUAUGUGGAGAAUUGACGUUAAGAUGCAUCUUUUUUUUGUUUGUUUGUUUCUUUUGUUUUGUUUUUUUGUUUUUUGUUUUGUUUUGUUUUCGGUUUAGACAGUUUCCAAUUUCCACACUAAUGUUGAAGAACUAUCUGUAAGAAGACAUGGAAAUGGUUUUGUUUUGUUUUUUGUUUUUCCACAGAUUUUAUUUAUAAAACUUUGAAAUGUUCAUGAAACUGUUUAAAUGGAGCAAAGUCUUUUGAAUUCCUUUUAUAUAUAUAUAUAUAUAUAUAUAUAUAUAUAUAUAUAUAAUUUAAAAAAAUAUCUGUGUAUAUGUAGAUUUAUUGCACUGUGGGUAAUUGUUAUAAGUGCUUGGAAUUCCUCUGGAUGUGAUAAUUGGUUAAGUGGAGAUUGCCUUUAGUGUCCAGGUGUUGGAGUGGGAGUGUGUGUGUGUGUGUGUGUGCGUGCGCGUGUGUGUAUUUUAAUUAUUCCGACGUUCUUGAAACACUUUGUGGCACGUUUUCCCCCGUAGUACAUCUGUUUGGUUGCAUUACGGGCCUGUGCCCAAACGCUUGGGUUUUACCGGUCCAAUUUCCAAAUAAAUUUCCACAACUUCAUCUCUUUUUUUUAUUUUAUUUUAUUUUUAAAUUCUGCUUCAAUAGGAGUCCGUGCGACAUCACCAGAGGGGUUUUUUUUUUAUAUAAAAGGAAAAUCUCACCCUCAAGACGACAUGUCCAAGGUUUUAAUCUUUUUCUGUCAUUGUGCGAUUAAAACAUGUGUACACACUU